AUGGAGGCCAAAUUCGACAAGAUUCGAUCGCAGGCCAAUUCCAAGCUGGAAAACGUUAAAUUGUAUGCACGGACGUUGUUAGCUAUCGAGGAGACGAUCCGUGAACAAAAUGCUGCAUUGACACCAUCCGCUUAUUUCGGUGCUAUCAUGACAACAUUGCAAGCAACAUCCGCCGAUAGUGACAUUGCAGGAGCAUUGGUGUACUUGUUGAAUGAUGUGAUUGGAAGUCUUCCUCAGGCUGUGGUGCGAUCAAAGUUCAAUGACAUUAUGCAUGUACUUGAAGUGGUCUAUGAACACCAUAAGGAUGAACAACCUGUGUUGCGAUCGGUUGUGGGAUGUCUCCAAGAACUCCUCGUCAAACAAGAUGCCAACGCAUGGAGCAUGCCUAUUACCAAAAAAGCUUACCAAAUGUUGCUUUUACUCAGCGUGAAUACAUCUGUCAAGGCAAGGAAAGCAGCCCAUGAUGCUAUUCGUGUUAUCCUUUCAUCACCUCCACCACCCACUGCACAACAUCCAGCUGCCAAUGCAACCGCUGAUUUUGUGUUACGUGUGUUGCAUGAGACCAACAAGAAUGAUCAACACGCUGCUCAACAAAUCCUUUCUUUGCUUCAAUCCAUUGUCGCUUACUGGCCUGCCAACCGAUUCACGGUGCUUUGCCAAACAUUGCUUCAGCUUCCCAAAUUCAACAAUGUCUUUUUGACCAAGAGCGCAUUUGAAGUAUUCGAGGCCUUGUUUGAUGUUCAAGAAACCGAUAUUGAAGAGGAAAAGUUCAUUGCUUUAUUAAAGGCUAUUGGGGAUAUCAAACCUUCUGCUAUUGACGAGCGACUCUUGCCAGCUUGGCUUUUGAUUAUCAGCAAGGCAUACCCUGCAUACUCAAAGAUGAAUCCUGAACAAUGUGCUGUUGCUUUCCCUGCUGUAUUUGCCACUAUCUUUAACGACUUCCAGCAAGAAUCUCGUGUUUUCCGACAAAUGGCUGAUUGCUUGAGUGCGAUCAUCGAGUAUUGUGUGACACCCAACAUGAUUACACAAGCAACCCAAGGACAACAAAACGGCCUGACGGAUAUUAUCUCCCUUGUUGAGAGUGGACUGGGUGUACACUAUCAGGCUGCAUGGACCCAUGUUAUGACUGUACAACAAGCUUUAUUCAGAAAGCUUCAUCGUGCAUCAGCCCCGUUGAUGGAUGGAUGUGUUGCGCUCUUGGGUGAAUUGCGACUUGCCUCUGCUGAUUCUUACAAGGAGAGUUUGGAUAAGACAUUGGGCGCUGCUAUUACGCAUAUGGGUGCUGAACACUUCCUUGGCAUUCUUCCACUCAACCUCGAAGGAACGGAUGCCAAUCAUGUGGGUCGUGCCUUUUUAUUGCCACUCUUAAAGACCUAUGUGACCAAUACGAAUCUCGGUUACUUUGUCAAUGUCUUGAUACCCCUGGGUGAUCGUCUUGCUACCAAAGGACAAGCUGCUGCUGAUCAAGGAUUGGAUCUUCAAGCCAAGGUGUAUGAAACUUUGGUAAACCAGAUUUGGAGUCUUGCCCCUCGCUUCUGUGAUCUUCCUAUCGACUUGUGCAGUGCUUUUACGGAGGCUGUGGCCGAACGAUUCAGCAGCUUGCUUUAUUCUCAACCCGAACAACGUCCUAAUGUGGCUCAAGCUUUGCAAUAUCUGAUUGAAAAGAACCAGACGCUCGCCAAGUCUUCCGCCAGUGAUAAGGAUUUACAAGCUGCUUAUGGCAUCACUCAAUCUCAAGCAAACGAGAAUAUCCAACACAUGAGCAAGUUUGCUGUCAACUACCUUGCCGUAUUCUUCAACGUUUACAGUCAAAUUGGUGCUGGACAUCGUGGAUUCCUAAAUGAAGUUAUCAAGAGCUUCCUUAGCAUUGCCACUGCAGAGGAUAUCAAUUCUACAUUUAAAAAAGUACUUGGUUUGCUAUCUCAAGCAUUGGAGAACCCAUCUGCUUCCACGGCAGCAUCGAAUGAUCCAAGUGUGCCUCCACCCAUGUCGUACACCAUGCUGGACCUCUCAGUGAUCAUGAUUCCCUUUUUGGAUCCUGAAUCUAUGCAACUCUUGUACAACGGCACCUUGACAAGCCUGAUCAAUAAGGAAGAUGAGCCUGCUCUCCAAAAGAAGGGAUACAAGAUCUUGUACCACUUGAUGCAAACACCCAGUGGUCGUCAAAUUGGUAUUCAAAACAUUGGCGAAUUGCAAGAACGAGUCCUUGAAGCCACCCCUACCUGUACCAUUGGUGCUCGCAAGAACCGCGUCAAUGCUUUGCGUGGUGUUGUUGAAUUGCUUCCAUCCUCGGACCUUCAUUUUAUCCCAGCCAUCUUGUCUGAAGUGGUGAUUAGUUCCAAGGACAGCAGUGAAAAGACACGUAACGCUGCAUUCACCCUCUUGGUCGAAAUGGGUAACAAAAUGAGACAAGGUGGUACCGUCAAGAGUAGUAAGCUCCAAGGGUUUGAUGAGACUGCUCCUGACACUGUUGCCAACAUUGGUGAAUACUUUACCAUGGUUACUGCUGGUCUCGCUGGUACAACCGCUCACAUGAUUUCAGCAACCAUCGUUGCCCUUUCACGUAUCUUUUUCGAAUUCAAGGAUGAUCUUUCACCUGAACUUGUCAUGGAACUUUUGCAAACGAUCAAUGUCUUUGUGGGAUCCAAUAACCGAGAAAUUGUGGCCUCUGCACUUGGCUAUGUCAAAGUCUGUAUCGUUGUUUUGCCUGAUGAGAUGGUCGAACCACAAUUGGAGGCGGUCGUUUCCAGCCUGGUCCAAUGCAGUCAUCAAACACGCAACCAUUUCAAGCUUAAGUUGCGACAUAUCUUUGAGCGUUUGAUUCGUCGAUUUGGCUACAACAAGAUCCAUAUGCUUGUUCCUGAAGAAGACAAGAAGCUUAUUGCCAACAUUCAAAAGCGACGUCUACGUGCCAAGAGAAGAAAGGCCCUUGAUAAUCAAGAAGACAGCGAUGAGGAAAUGAUGGAAGAAGGUGCAGCACGUGAGAUGGCUAAAAAGACGGGCGCUGGUUUCCACGAUGCAUACGAAGAAGCUCUUUAUGGCAGUGAAAGUGAAUUGGAAGGUGGCUCAGAUGAUGAAGUAUUACAAAAUGUCAAGACCGCCUUGUCCAAGGUCAACAACAAAAAGAAGGGAUUACCGCAAACCUUUAUUCGUGAAGGUGUUGAUGAUACGCCACUUGACUUUUUGGAUCGAUCCGCAUUAUCACGUAUUACAUCUUCCAAGCCUGUGGAGCGUAAAAAGCAGGUGUUGGCUAAAUCUGCCGAAUACGAUGAUGAUGGCCGCAUGGUGUUCAAAGAAUCGGACGAUGAGAGUGACAAUGAUUCAGAUGAAGAGGAGACCGAAGAUUAUUACAUGCAAGCACAAAAGAGUGCCGAUGGCUUUGUGCGUACACAGCAAAACAAGAUCAAGUUUAAAAAGGGCGGCCAAAACAAUGAUUUCGAUGAUAAUGACGCCAUGGACGUGGAUCAAGGUGCUGCAGCAAAACGAAAAAAGAAGGCCAAGCAGCAAUUUGAAAUGAUUGGCAAGGAAUUCCGCUCAAAGAAAGCAGGAGGUGAUGUCAAGAAAAAGAACCAAUCGGAUCCCUAUGCUUAUGUCCCACUUGGCAAAGUUACAAAGAAGGGUCGCAAAGGACCCAAGGUUACCUACACCGGCAGACUUAAACGGUAG
Molecule: messenger RNA, 3666 nt
Organism: Lichtheimia ornata
Lineage: Eukaryota; Fungi; Mucoromycota; Mucoromycetes; Mucorales; Lichtheimiaceae
Exons: 13
Coding region: 1-3666 (1221 amino acids)
Source: RefSeq, a predicted model, not a curated record